CUCUUAUCUCCAUAGGAGAAUAUAAUACUCCAUAAAAAAAAAUGGCCAGAUUUUCAUGAAACAACUUUGUGGAAGACCAAAAAAAAGGAAAAACGAAUUUUCCAAGAAUCCAGCAAAGUAGAGAGGCUAGCUAGCAAGAGCUGCAGAGAUUGGGCUUAAUCUAGAAUAUAAAACUCCAGUUAUAUGGUGCUGUUUUGCAGAAGUGAAGGGAAAAAAGCCUGUUUGUAUCAUUUGAAGAGACAAAUUAUUUAAAGGUUCAAAAGCUAAAUCAGGAUGGAGCCACCUCCAAUAAUCUUAGAAGAUCCAGAGGAAUGUCACAGCAGUGAAUCUGGAUGGACCAUGUAUAUUGGGUCCCCAAUAGAUGAGGAUAUGGGACAUUGUGAUAAUGAUGAUGAUGAUGAAGUGAAUGAUGAUAACAUGGAUUUUGAAGGCACUCAAGCUGAUCCAAAAGUUGAAAGUGAUGAUUCUAUGGCUUCUGAUGCUUCUUCUGGACCAAGUCAUUAUGGAAUUAAUCCAUUGGAGAAUAGCGAAGGAGGCUAUAAUGGCUUCACACAUUUCCAGCAAAAGGAGGAAGAGGAAUAUGACAAGGACAAGUGUUGCUUAGAUCACAAGAAUGCAAGUAAAACUAAAGAAAAUCAAAUAGCAGAAAAAAGUGUGGAAAAGAAAGAGAUGGUUUUCAUCAAUAGCAAAGGUAAGGGACCAGUUCAGGGCGGUCGCAAGGUCAAGGUGAGAAAAAAUCACUAAGUGGGAACAAUGAAAAUUAAAUAUGAAAUAGAUGUGUUUAUGUUACAUACUAUUCCAAGGCAUCAGUCUUGGAGUCGCAUAUUAGUUAUGUGGGUAACUAAUAUGGUAUUUAUAUCGAUUUUGAGUUCUUCAACCUCUCGAGAUAAC
Gastrolobium bilobum is the source of this 891-nucleotide messenger RNA. RefSeq names its product protein SOB FIVE-LIKE 4-like. Gene Ontology annotation, biological process: cytokinin biosynthetic process. The transcript has 3 exons. Lineage: Eukaryota; Viridiplantae; Streptophyta; Magnoliopsida; Fabales; Fabaceae. Bases 274 to 744 code for a protein of 156 amino acids. The record is from RefSeq and is a predicted model, not a curated record.